AUGGAAGGCCGUAUACCAGCUAAAAUCCAAAGUUAUGGAAUAAAAUAUUGUCAACCUUAUCAACUACAACCUGACUUUGAUCCAAAUAUUACUCAGAGAAAAUUAGGAUUUGGUCCUGAAAUUGAUGGAAAUGUACAGGAAGUGAGAGGAGAAUAUAUAGUUAAUUUCUCUGAAAUAGCGAUCAUUUUAGGAGAAUCAUUGCCUGAGCAUCGAAAGGAAGUCGAAACUGAUCUCAAUGGAGAAACACAGACUAAAGAAGACAAAAGAUCUGAUGAGUUAAGUUUUAGACCAUUCAUUGGUUAUCCUGUCAAGCCAGUGAGAUAUGAAAGAUAUCUUGGCUUUAUAAAGAUAAAAGCUAACGAUACUUUGAAAAAUAUUCACUCUAAGAAAUUGCCUCAAAGGAUCCGAAAAGAGAAGACUGAUAAAAAUGAUGGAAUUAAAAUUCAAAAUAUAAACGAUAUUCAAAAUUCAUCAGGUGCUGAUACGGUUGAUGCUCCACAACUAAUAGUGCCGUGCGGCGUUGAAGCUGCCGUGAAGCUAGCCGGGAUGGAGGAGGCUGGUCGCUUGAUGAAGGAAAGGAAGAGGUGCUUUGACAAGUCGUCGGGGGUGGUCACUUCCAGACGUUACAUAAGCGAUCCCCAGGGGCCAUCACAUAAUGGAAACCACUUGGGAGGGCACUGCCAUCAUGAUCGGGAUUACAAGGGCCCACCCUCGGCCUCUCUUCACCUUCCCGAAUACCUUCGUCCUCCACCCUUCACCCUUCGGCCUUAUUGGACAUCAACAAUUUACGACUUCGAAACCGUCUAA
Messenger RNA from Nezara viridula (southern green stink bug), 807 nucleotides. The record is from the annotation of a GenBank genome assembly. NCBI's taxonomy places the organism in Eukaryota, Metazoa, Arthropoda, Insecta, Hemiptera, Pentatomidae.